AGCCACGAGACAAAGAAGUACACCACUCCAGCACAUUCUCGCCGUUACUGUGGAUCCACGUUAUAGCGUCUCUCGUCUAUCACCGUUGAAAACACCUGUGGGCGACAAACAUGGCCAGGCCACGAGUUUUCUUUGAUAUGACCGUUGACGGUCAAAGUGCAGGAAGGAUCGUCUUUGAGCUGUAUAGUGAUGUGGUGCCAAAGACAGCCGAGAACUUCCGGGCUCUAUGCACCAUGGAAAAAGGCUUCGGCUACAAAGGGAGCAGCUUCCAUCGUAUCAUCCCCCAGUUUAUGUGUCAGGGCGGGGACUAUGAAAAACAUAACGGAACUGGAGGAAAGAGCAUCUACGGCGGCAAGUUCGCUGAUGAGAACUUUCAAAUGAAGCACACAAAGCCAGGUUUGCUGUCGAUGGCUAAUGCUGGACCCAACACCAAUGGCUCUCAGUUCUUCAUUACAGUUGCCGAGACUUCAUGGCUGGAUGGCAAGCAUGUGGUGUUUGGGGAGGUGAAGGAAGGGUACGAAAGUGUCGUCAAAGAGUUGGAGACUCUUGGAGGUCAAAGUGGGAAGGUGGGGAAGAAAGUCAUCGUAGCCAAUUGUGGUCAGCUCUGAGGUCAGACAGGUGGUCCACAAUGGUUCCUCCAGCACAUCACAACAGCUGCCCAGAGAAACAGACCUCCAUCGUGUAACAUGUUUUGGACUUUUAUGCUACUCACAGGGAUUUAUCUAGGAUUCAAAACUCAGUUCCAUUGCCAGGCAAGUUGCGAAAAAUUGGGAUUUUUAAGAGUUAUUUUCUUAAAUUGAGAGGUAUUUUAUCAUUCCAAGGAAUUCAAUAAAAUAAAAUAUUUUGGACGUUCUACCUUACCUGACGCUACAGCUAUAGGCACUGUGUAGCAUCAGGUAAGUAUAAAAAACAUUGCAUUUAAUCAGAAAUGCUCAUUUUUAUUAUUCCAGGAUGGGAUUUUUUCUGCAGAUUUGGCACCGAAUAUUGGCCUCUGUGCAGCUAUAGAGAAAUCCUUCACUCAACUUUUGAUAGGGAUAGAUUUGUUACCAUGGUUACAGCUGCUUGUAUACGUAAUCAGUUGGAUGCAUCAUUGAAUGCUGGAGGUAUCCCUAUCAAGAGAUGUGUAGUAUAUCAUGACAUAGGUCAUUGUAAUGCCCGUGUGGUUAUACUCUCACGGGACAAUUUGAUGAUACGCUUGGCAAAUACUUAAAAUUAUACACCCCUCUCUGUCAAGUUGGAGGUUUGAUAUGUUAUGUGAUGUGCUUAAGGAAUUAGUAGAUAGUUACUCUGUAUCUCAAUCUCUUGUUUCUUGCAUAUUAACAAAUAAGGCUCAAACAGUGCCACCAUUCAAUAUCAGGAUACAAUGGUCAUGGUAGAAUAUGUGUCAGGAAGUUCAGUGGGGAAUGCAGAAUUAGAAUAAAACAAACAACCACUUUCGAAAAUCAGUGUUUUAUGUCAGACGUUCCUCGUCAUCACAAAGAAUUGAUCUGAUCAGAUAAGGGACAUAUACUUCCUAUGAUAAAUCUGAAGAUGUUGAUCAGUACGAUUGUAAAUAUCAAACGUCAACUCCAGAGAAUAACUAUGCAGAUUAUCGGCUGAAACAGAUUCCACUGAGCGUUACCUGCAAAAGAGCAGUGAAAAUGAUCACUGAAUAUCGGGGACACCAUUGAUGACGGUUAUUGAAAGUAUUUGCUAAAUGACACAUAUACUGAAUGAAGCAUGGGUCCGGUUUGUGGUGCAGUGCUGAGUCAGCUUUAUUAUCAUACAGCUUUUGAAUUAGAACCUCGUCCUUACUUUGAAAAUGUUAACGUUGAAGUUUCUGAACCAUGGUAUAAACGAGUAAUCCCCAUAGAAAGGUGAUAGCCAUGAAUUCAGCUGUAAAAUACAAUACAUUCUCAUGGGAUAUGCAAUACAAAAACACCAUUUGUGUCGAAAAUGAAUUGUUCCAUGUUCCAUGUAACCAAUUUUUCCAUGUUAUGAAUUAUUUGGUGGCUAAUGGGUAUUUGACACAGUUUUACACAUUUGUUGAAUUUUUAUAUGUUUUGUUAAUUUUACUGUAUUGGCAUGAAUAUGGCAUUCAACAUUCAACAGUGCCACUUGGAAUAUAAAUGUAUGCAUUGGUAGGCAUGUGUAUUCCGAAGUAUACAUUUCAAAGUGAUGAUGUUGCGGACAUACUUGGUUCAGCUUCGUAAGUGAUUAUUUUUGGAAAUUUGUCAGCCAUCCAAAGGAAGGCCUACCACCAUUCAAAUUCAGAAUCUGUGACACUUGUUGAUGAUACUGUUUACUCACUUUUUUUGUCAAAGCUAUAACACUGUUCAAACAUUUCUAUUUCACAGCAGCUCUUUAUUUUUGGAAUGAACCAUAACCAAUUAUGCUAUUAAAGAUAUUCUUCUCUAA
Molecule: messenger RNA, 2397 nt
Organism: Haliotis rufescens (red abalone)
Lineage: Eukaryota; Metazoa; Mollusca; Gastropoda; Lepetellida; Haliotidae
Product: peptidyl-prolyl cis-trans isomerase-like
Exons: 4
Coding region: 111-608 (165 amino acids)
Biological process (GO): protein peptidyl-prolyl isomerization; protein folding
Molecular function (GO): peptidyl-prolyl cis-trans isomerase activity
Source: RefSeq, a predicted model, not a curated record